CAGCAGUUUCGGCAAUGCAAAGGACUUGUCUGAUAUAAUGACUGGCAGCUUCAGGGUGCAACUCAUCAACAUGGGCACUCGCGCUGCCGCCUUUCAGGCAAAACUGAGAGCCCUUCAUGAAUACCAUGUACGCCUCUUGCACAACGUCUUACCUGCGCCCUCUGGCGUCGAUAUUGCUAACAAUAUCAAAUACUUUUCUCAAACUCUACUAACUGUCCUUAAAGAUGUGCGCACCUCUCCGCAUGAGCUUAUCUGCGAUCCUCUCGAAGAUCCCACACGCAUGUCCGCCUACCCAAAUCUCGAAUAUGGCAAUCUCUAUAAUGCCCUAACCAUGCUCAUUGAUGUGGCACCCUGUAUACAGUAUGGCCAAAUCGUUUUCGGCAAAGCUUUGCUACAGUGUCUAAGCUGCAUAUUACCCUUUCUCGAUAAGGAUCUUAUUGAUAAUCUACCCUAUCUAGUUAGCUCUACUAUAUCAGUACUACCGCCAGCCUUGCAUCAGGAUAUUGUCAAUGCACUGUGCUACUAUAUCUUACCCUUUACCAUAACACGUCGCAGCGCCGAUGAGCAGGAAUGCCAAGCCUGCCAGUCUGUCUCCUCUGUCAUCAUGAUGGUAUUGCAAUACUCGAAAAAUCCAGCACAUCACUGUCAACUACUGGAGUGCCUGAUGACUCUGAAGCAUAAUGUGGUCAAGGACAUACUCUGCGUGGUGGCCUAUGGCACUGCUGUUUCACGUUCCUCCGCUGCCAAGCUGCUCUUCUACUACUGGCCUGCAUUUGAUCCCAAUCUUUUCGAUCGCAAGGUUCUGCUCUCUAAACUUACCAAUGACUUGCUACCAUUCACCUGUCAACGCGAUCAAUGCCCCAAUGCUGGCAAUGCCGAGGCCGCCAAGGUAUGCUACGAUCAUAGCAUUUGCAUCACCUAUGCACAGGACUGUCCGCCGCCAUUGUAUCUGUGCAUCGAGUGCGCCAACGAGAUACAUCGGGAGCACGCGAACCUGGAGUUUGGCGAUAUACUGCAUCCCAUGCAACAGGUGUCCAUGGUGUGCGAGAAUAAAAACUGUCGUUCCAACGAGAAGUCCGCCUUCUCCAUAUGCUUCUCGACCGAAUGCGCCGCCUUCAACGGCAAUCAUCCCAUUCGCUAUUGCGCCCAGUGCCACAGCAAUCGUCAUAACUCCCGUCGCGGUGGGGAUCAUGUGGUGCAUCGCAGCCUGCAGCCAGCCUGGCAGAUGGACCCGGAGAUGCAAAUGCAUAUGGUCGAGUCGGUUGUCAGUCUACUGCGAGAGGCCAAGCCUCUGAACUUUGAGCCUGGCAAGGAGUCCCCAGCGGAGACGAAGAAAAACGGCGCUGCCCUCACACCGGACAACAUUUCUCUCGAGGAGCGUCAGAUGCUGGGCCGCUAUGGCAUUUGGUUGCUGGUAGGACGCUGCACUCCCACCGUCGAUACACCAGUCGAGGUGCUGGGGCGCAUCCUAAGCAUGCUCUUUCACUGGUUCCAUGUCACGGCCUAUUCCUACGAUGCUGCUGGACAGAUUGAGAGCACCAUAGAGAAGCUGAAAAUGGAUCACGUCUGCGACUGGCUAAAGGAGAUUUGUCGCAUACACUACAACGUGUUCAUCUCCUGUCUGCUGCCGCAUCCGCCAGAGUACGCUCGGGUGGGUGGUCACUGGGAAACGCUCGCCUCACGCACCAGCCACCUGAAGGAGGGUCUGCAGCGGCUGAUCUGCCUGGUGCCCUACGAAGUGAUCACCUCGGAGAUAUGGGACUAUGUGAUGCCGCACUGGAUGGAGGCAAUUACCAAUGAUGUGGCCGAAAAGGAGCUAAACGAGCUUAAAAUUGUGCUCAGCAAAAUACUCGAUCCGGAAAUGUCACCGCUCGGCUUCGAUGCCAAGACCAUGUACAACUUUGUGGCCAUACGAUUCGAGAAGACAACGGCCAAGGUGCAGCAGCAGGCGCUCCACUGGCUGCAGAUUCUCACAAAGCUGGAAAUACUCAUACCGCUCGUACAGCUCUUUGCCAUGUUCGGCGACGGGGUGCGCAUCAUGAAAUACGGCAUACAGCACGAGCUAAUGCGGGAGAAGGAGAAGGAAAAGGAGCCGCAGACUCAACAACAGACAAAAGCGCCCAAGACACCGUGCAAGGAGAGCAAGGCCGAAAUGGCCAAUCCACCCAGGCGCAGCUCCAUUUCGCCCGUUGUGGAGGAUGACUCUGGCAAUACAUCGGCAAUAUCGGACGAUGAGGCGCCCACCAACCGGCACACGGAGUUUUCCACAGAUGCCGAGCACAAUCUAACCUGCUGCAUACUCAUGCUGGACAUUCUGCUCAAGCAAAUGGAGCUGCAGGACGUGGAGCAGCACAUGGGCAUACACACCAGCGUGUGCGAAAAUGUCUCUCGCCUCAUCAAGUGCAUGGUAACUGCGGCCCGGGUGGGUCUAAGUAGUCACGUCUGUGCAUUAAAGGUGGCGGAGUGUGCCUACUGCGAGGCCUCCACUAUGUGGCAUCAGCUGUCGACCAAGCUGGUUGAGUUUAUGGCCCCACUGCAUCCUGUUAGACCACCCGAUGUGCCAAUUGAGGAUAUCAUUGAAGAGGAAAAGUCGUCACGCAAAUCGCCGCCGGAAUCCGACAAAGAGAAAUCUCGGGAUCGUGAUGUUUCGCUCUCCAUGGCACCGUUGCCCAUUCCGCUGGGUCCACUCGGAGGCUUUGCAGAUAUCUUUAAGCUAGAUCAAUUCUUUUCAGACGAUGGAAAAAUUAUUAUAAUGGCAGGUCCCAUGCCCGUGGCCGUGCCCCAACCAGAGCCGCACUCGGUGGGCGGCGUGCUCGUCCAUAUGCCCCACGUUUGUUCCAAUAACGAAAAUGGGCAUUCAGUUGAUAUUAAUGAAUUGAGAAAAGUUCACGCCACAGACGAGAUCAUGACGGCCACCGUAGAAACAGUUUCAGAGCAACUGGACUUGGCUUCCUUCCUGCCCACUGACAGGGCUAUAGCACGAUCCAUAACACUGUCCGAUGCGGAUGUGGGCAGCGCCAAUGUCAGCGUCACCAAGGCAUCCGUUAUGGGUGAGAAUGGUGCCAAUGGCAGCACAGCCGGCGGCGGCGAGAAUGGCAGCGGCUCCGAGGACGACGAGGAGGAAGAGGACAGUGAUGAUUUCUGGCACACAUCGGUGGGCAAGUUUAAGUUUACGCUGGAUCAGCUACCCCAACCGUUGCAGUACAUACACCAGUUGCUCACGGAAAUACCCACCAUUAAGAAACCGGAGAUUCUUUAUUAUGUGUUGCAAUGCCUGAAGACGAUGGCGCUGCACGGCGAUGCCUUGGCCAAGGCCGCCAAGGAGCAGCGCGGCUUCUUCAUAUGGUGCCAGGAGAAUUUGUUAAUCAAAAACCUGUGGGAGCUGUGCAACGCGGAGCACUCACACAUCUGUCAGGUGGGCGUGCCGCUGCUGCUGCACUGCAUCACAUUGCCGCUGGGCUCGGACGUUUUCUGGCGCGUGGUGCAGGAGGCCUUCCACGAUGCCGAUUGGCGUGUCCGCUUCACAGCAGUGGAACGAGUAACCGUAAUUACACGUUUUAUGGAUUCGACACCGCUGCGCUCCGAGGUGGGCCUCCAAACGGCAAUGGCCACCGCCUUCUGUCAUCUAAUCGCCAGCAUGGAUGACAUCAAUGUAUAUGUGGCGCAGCGGGCGACUCUCUACAUCGGAACCAUACAUGAUACGGCAAUACGGUCACUGCUCUUCUGCUUGGAGUCGCAAUUCGAUCUGUUUAUUGUCGACCGACCCGUGGUUCUGCAGUCGGUAUAUCAGCUGCACAAUUCCCUAUCCGAUCGCAAGUUGCUCGGCUGGGACUUCUUUCUCAAUCGCUUCGAUACGCUCUUCGUGGAGGCGCAAAUCAAUCUGGAAAAGUGCGGAGACAUUUCCUAUCUGCGAGACUUGCGCAACUCUGACAACGGCAGCGAGGCGCUCUCUGCCAAAAUACUGAAAGCCAGAGAGGCACUGAGCCAGUCGGACACCAGCGGCAGCAUGGCCAAGACCCUAAGCGCCUCCUUCGGCACCAAGUGGCCCUACAAAAGAACAAUGUCUGCUCCAGCCAGCAUGGCACCCCGCCAGGACUCCAAAUUCGUACCUGAAAAGGAGAAAAUCUACAGUCGGCAGGUGUCGGCACCCAUACUCAAGCGGAAGACUUCGCGCUUCGGAUUGGAUGGACAUAUCCACUCGCUGGGCGGACUCAACGAUGAGAAUCUUAUUGGCUUGCUUAGCCGCAUUACGGAGCUGGAGGAAUCGGAUCGAGAGACAAUUCAUUUGCUCGUAUUUAUGCUGAUGCAGUUCAUGUCGCGCACGGAUCAAGCCUUUCCAACGGAGGACAAGCCCAUGACGAGAACACAAAAUAUUGUUUUGAAACAUUUGUUCUUACUUUUGGGACACAAUCAGAUAGACAAGACCUUCCAUACCACGCCCGAGUCGUUGCGGGUUUCAGCCGUGUUCAAUGCAUUUUUGGCCAAUUUAGCGCAAGUCCUGGAUCAAAAUCAUUUGAUUGGAGGUCUUAUAUUGCCGUCUGUCAUGCAAAUCAUUCUGUAUGCACCGAAUCCGACAAACACUCCGGGCGAAUCGUAUCAGAAUAUUGUCUUCAACUAUUCCCUGUGGCAUCUGGAGCAGUAUCCGCGCCGCAAUUGGCUUUUCACGCUGCUGGUCGUCCUCUAUAAGUACUCGUAUACACAGCCACCGCUCAGUGGAUAUGUGAUCUCCGCCAUUCGCAUGAUUAUGAACAGCCUGCGUGGCCACUUCCAUCAGUGCCGGCGCAUUCCCACCACCACCAUACUGGAUAUACAGACUAGCGUUGGCGGAACAGCACGAUCGCGUGACGUUAGCCAGCCCUCGUUGGGCACAGAUCCCGAUGACAAGGAGGCCAGCCCACCGGCCAGCCCCAUGUUCCCAUCCGAAGGCACCAGCGCUGCCUCCAAGAGCAAAGCUCAAAAUGUUGCCUUUACACCCAAACUGCAGCAUGCUUUUCGCAAGUACAACGACUCCAGCUUGGAUGCGGAUGAAACCGAAUCCGAACUGGUGGCCAUACCCGAAAGUGAUCUCUCCGAUAGCACACUACAUGGCAGCAGUGCGCCGGGCUCCUUCGAUGACACAGUCCACUUUGAAGAUGUCAUGCCGUCGAAAACAGAAUCACUGCGGAAUCGUCGCGCCAUGGACUACUCCGAGGAAAAAUCGACCAAAUCGCUGAAAUCGAUGAUCACCACGAAAACUGGGGACACCUACUCCACAAAAAUCAAGCCUAGCAGAGAAUCCGUCAGCACCACCGUGGUGACGACCCAUACGCGUCACAGCCUGCAGGAGGGCGUGCGCAUGAUUGUGACUCCUCUGGUGGGCUCGGAAACGACGGAGACAGCGAUUGUUAGCCCGCCCGUGGAUGUGCAUCGUGCGGUUACCGUGCGCAACAAGUCGCUGGAGAACGCAGCUGCCUCCACAUCCAAAAUGUUUGCGGCCAUAGCGACCAAUCAUCUCAAGGCGCUGGGCGCUCUACAGGACGUGCCCACAUCCAGCGGCAGUAAGCCCAGCUCCAGUAAUGGCAACGGCAGUCGCUCCACAAAUGGUAGCAGUGGCGCUCCAGCGCCCGCUCCAUCAGUCGCUGCCAAGCCCAUUGGACGCCAUAAGACCAUUGUGGAGUGCAGCGCCGGCACGUCCAGUUCCUCGGCGGAGGAUUCGCGACAAAAGAAGUCGCAGACUAGGUCGCUGAGGCACAGCGACAAGGCGUAUGGCUCGCCAGAUUCGCCGCUUUCCAAGAUGAACGUGAUGCCGAAUCCCCGUGACGAGCUGGACGCAGGUCUAUUGCCUCCUUCCAAGAGCAUUGCCGCUCUCGAGAUACCAACACCUGAGCGGCUCCUGCCUAUUGGCACACAUGACACGGUUGCCACCUUGGUGGAGCGCAUGCGGGACGGUCUCAAUCUGCCGGACAUCAGUCAUCUAAAGCAGGACAGCUUAGAUGUGUCGGAGAGCACCAAGGACGAUGUCACGCCCAGCAGUCGCAACAACUCGCCGCGGCGCCUCAUUAAGCAGGUGGCGCUCGAGUCACCACCCAACCCGAAUGCACCGAUUGCUACUCCUUCUACUACACAGUCCCAACCACAGCCGCCAUUGCAGUCGCAUCCUCCGCAGGACCUUCACACAUCCAUUUUAAAGAAUGUCACACAGGAUCUAAAGCAACAGCCUAGUGAGCGACAGCCGAACCUGCCUGGCACAUCGGCCACUUCCCAUAGCAUCAAGCGUCCCAGGCAGAAGCUGGCGCCCUUCAACGUGGACACCAAUGCCAUACCAGAUAUACGCUCGCGCUUCGCCGGCUCCUGGCCGCCACCGCCAUUUCAGCCAGCCGAGGAACCCGGUGAAGAAGGCGAACAUACACCCGAAAUCGCAAAUGGACACACGACACACACCUCAGCUCAUGCGGAGCGUGGGAGCUCUCGACGCGUCGGCAACUAUACCAUUGUGGAACGCUGCUCUGAUUGCGGCGCAGUUAUCGAGGAGUACACGGAUGAGGAGAUUGGCAUAUUCAUUGUAAUCCUGGGCACCUUUAUUCACCGCGAGCCGGCAAUGGCAGCGCCAUUUCUGCCUGAGGUGCUGACCAUGACAUCGCGGAUUUGUCUGAGUGGCACGCAUGCCUGGCAGGGCGAGAACGGGCUGCCCUUGGCGAGCAGUGCCCAGGCCGUGGCACUGCAGUUCAUACGCUGUGUUCUGCAUCAGCUGGCCCCCAAUGGAAUCUUUCUGCAGGUGUUCCAGACCCAAAUGAAAAUUAAAAUACGGCACAACCAUUUCCGCAGCAUUGCCAAGGCGCUGCAAGACUUCCAGGAUUUGAACGCAACCAGUCCCAUUUAUAUGGUCUGCGAGUCGCUGACCUCAAAGAAGGCGCUGCCCAUCGAUCAGCUGCCCAUCAUCUUCCGGAACAUGGCCGAGUAUCUGCAGUGUUUGCCCGCCGAGGCGGGUGUGGGCCUGGCCGUCUGGUCACAGGCCAUGCAGGCCAUGGAAUCAUUGCUGCGUCAGGUCAUUGUCAUCAUGCCCAGCAUAAGCAAUUGCGAGUAUAUGCUGGAGCUCAUUGUGGCCACUUUACGCUUGAAUUGCGUGCCCAAGACGCUUUUGGAUCCGUACUCCAAGAUAAUGGCCCACUGUGUGCAGUACACCAACUUGGAAUACCAGACGCUCUACGAUCUGUGCACGCUCAACACACGCUCCUUCAACAAGGACCGCGACAAGAACUUACUUUGCCGACAAAUGAUCUUUGAGUUUGUCCAGGCGCUCAAGUUCAAGUCGAAUAUACCCGAUCAUAAUCUGCUUAUGAUCAUUGGAUUUGUGCUGCUAGAUGCGGGCGGCAGUUUACCACCAGGUGCAUUGCCUGGAUUGCCAGAAGCAGCGCCCGUGCUGACCACAAAUGCUGCUGACUGUUUUAGGCAGUACAUUAACGAUGUCAUUGAUUUUCUGGCCGAUUUCCACACGCUCAGCAAGAUCAAGAACUUCAAGAACGGCCAGUCAAGCAGUGGCCUAGGUGAGGACACCUUGGGUGGCGUCCUUAAAGGCGCUGUGGCCCAAUAUCUGGCACUCGAGAUGUCCCGUGGCAGCUCCCGCGAUCACAAGGCAGUCUCGCGCUAUCUACCCUGGCUAAACAAUGCUCCGUCGUCGUUGCAGCAGGGUCCCAAAGAAUUCACGGAAUGUGUGGGUCAUAUGCGUCUGCUCUCGUGGCUGCUGCUGGGCUCACUUACCCAUAUGGCGUUGGUGCAGCGACGCCAAGAGACGCAUACGCUGCCACCAGUGCUGCCUCCAAAUAUAGCGCCCGGACAGGGUCUACCUCCGAUGGCUAGUGUGCAUUACCAGCAUCAAGGAGUCACGUACUCACAGCCUGUGCCGCAGGAGGCAUCCUGUCACAUAGCUGAUCACAUACAGGUGAUUUUUGCGGGCUUUGCCGAGCAGUCAAAGACUUCGGUGUUGCACAUGUCGUCGCUUUUUCACGCAUUCACGCUUUGCCAACUGUGGACCGUCUACUUGGAGCAGAUGGCGCAUAACACCAACAGCAAUGCUGAAGGCAGCACAUUGGGCGUGCUCUUUGAAUUUUGGACCAAGGUAACACCAAGCAUACUGCAACUGGUUUCGCAUGCCAAGCCUGCCAACAAGGAGCCGCAUGCACAGGCUGGCAUCGACUUUCAAGCUCAGAAUGCCAACUCAAAGCUAUCGGAAAUGGUCAACUUACACUUCCUUAGCCUACUGGAAGCACUGAAGGAAACCAACUCCACGGUGCUGGGCAAAUUGCUGCCCAUGUGGAGCACUGUGCUCUCUUCGCAGACACAGCUAUCGGACACGCUUCAUGUGCGACUGCAAAAUGUUCGCGACUAUGCGCCAAACUUUGAAGAACAGCAGACGCAUAAAUCGGAAUCGCUGCUCAAGUGGUUACAGCGUUUGCAAUUUAAAAUGGGCCAAAUAGAGCUACAAGCCUCAACGGCUACACAGUUUUACUCGAUUUAAAUUUUAAGCUAUCUAA
This is a messenger RNA of Drosophila novamexicana, 8510 nucleotides long. RefSeq names its product protein unc-79 homolog (gene unc79). The record is from RefSeq and is a predicted model, not a curated record. Gene Ontology annotation, molecular function: protein binding. The coding region runs from base 38 to 8494 and encodes 2818 amino acids. The transcript has 27 exons. NCBI's taxonomy places the organism in Eukaryota, Metazoa, Arthropoda, Insecta, Diptera, Drosophilidae.